AUGGGCGGCUUCAAGAUCGUCGAGGAUCGCCCCACACCCAAGGCAGUGUACAACCGCCGCAUCUAUGCCCUGUCCCUCAUCUGCGCGGCUGGUGCCCUCACCUUUGGCUACGACAAUGCCUUCCUGGGCACGACCAUUGCGCGCCCGGGUUUCCAGCGCGACUUUGGGUUCACACAGCAUUCGGCGGCCUGGAUCACGCAGACCACGUCCAACCUCACGUCGGUCUUCCUCGCCGGCGCGGCCAUUGGAUCCCUCAUUGCCUGGCCGUUCAUGGAGCACUAUGGCCGCGUCAAGCCUCUCCAGGGUGCCUCGGCCAUCUUCAUCGCUGGUGCCGCCAUUAUGACUGCGACCCCCGGUAACCUUGCCCUGAUGUACGCGGGGCGUGUCAUCACCGGCUUGGGUGUUGGCUGCCUCACUGCCGUCAUCCCCACCUUUAUCGCAGAGAUGGCUCCUCCCCCGAUCCGCGGCCAACUCACCGGAUUCUUCGACAUUGCGUACCAGAUUGGUGCUCUCACUGGCUUCUGGAUCAACUAUGGCAUCACAAAGACCUUGCCUGCCACGUCUCCGUCUGCGUGGCGUAUCCCCAUGGCCGUUCAGCUGAUCCCGUCGGGACUUUUUGCCAUUGGCACGCUCUUCAUGAAAGAGUCGCCCCCAUGGCUCCUGCGCAAGGGCCGUGACGACGAGGCCAUGGCCAACCUUAGCUACAUCCGUGGGCUUCCUGCCGACCACACAUACAUGCUCGAGGAAGUGGGCAUGGUCCGCGCCAUCAUGGAGGAAGAGGCACGUGUGGCAGGAAAUGUCCCGGGCAUGUGGGGAUACCUGCGUGGCGCCGCCCGCGAGCUCAGCCGCCCUUCCAUGCUCCACCGCGUCAACCUGAUCUUCUUCAUCUUCGAGUUCAUGUGCUUUAGCGGUGCUCUCUCGCUCAACUAUUAUUGUGUGUUUUAUUCCCCUCAGAUCUUCGCCUCGGUCGGAAUCACCGACACUGCGCUUUACACUGGCAUUUACGGUCUUUUCAAGGCCCUUGGCGCCAUUACGUUCUACCUGUUCAUCAUUGACCGUGCCGGCCGUCGCCAGCCGUGGCUGCUCAGUUCCGGUAUGUGCUGCCUCACCCUCAUCUACCUCGCCGUCUACGUCAAGGUCGCCGCUCCAGGCGCCAAGGACGCCACGGGCGCGCUCCUCCCCAUUUCCUCGUCGUCUGCGGCGGGUGGAAAGGCGGCCAUCUUCAUCAUCAUGCUCUUUUCAAUGUGCUGGGGCUUUGGCGGCAACGGCCUGCCGUGGAUUGUGACGUCGGAAAUGUUCCCAAUCUCCCUCCGUUCCAUCACUGGUGCCUAUGCCUCGUUCCACCACUGGCUGGCCUCGUUUGCCGUCACCAUGAGCUCGCUGCCCAUCAAGAACUCUUGGGGAUGGGGCAUGUUUUUGUUCUACGCCGCCAUCAACGCCAUUACCUUCAUUUUCACGUAUUUCCUCAUCCCAGAGACCAAAGGCGUGCCCAUCGAGUGCAUGGACAUGCUCUGGGGCGGCAAGACAAAGUACACCCAGUUCCGCCAGAGGGCUGUGUACCCUCCCGACGGUAUCCCGCCGUUCCCGGCCGAGCUCAUCCACGACACCGACCUGGAUGCCAAGCAGGACACGGAGCAUGUCGAGCAGGUCUGA
Messenger RNA from Apiotrichum porosum, 1653 nucleotides. RefSeq lists its product as uncharacterized. Gene Ontology annotation, biological process: transmembrane transport; carbohydrate transport. The record is from RefSeq and is a predicted model, not a curated record. The transcript is spliced from 5 exons. NCBI's taxonomy places the organism in Eukaryota, Fungi, Basidiomycota, Tremellomycetes, Trichosporonales, Trichosporonaceae. Gene Ontology annotation, molecular function: carbohydrate:proton symporter activity. Gene Ontology annotation, cellular component: membrane. The coding region runs from base 1 to 1653 and encodes 550 amino acids.